UUGGCCAUCUCCAAAUUUUGGAGAGAAAAGCCACUGUUCACACAAAAACAGCCGUCCAGCAGCCUCUCUAUCUCCAAAAAAAAAUUUAGAUUUGCUACAGUAGCUCUCCAGGCCUGGAGAAUACUGUAGCAAUCACUGUAGAUUUUGCAAAUAUUAUUUCUCAUUAAACUAAUACCAGUUGAAUUAAAAAAAUAUUUUUUUCUCUUUCCUUCCUUUCUCUUUCGUCUUCACUCCGUCUCUCUCUUGCUUCUCUUUAGAAAAAAACUCUCUCUUUGCUUCUCAUCAGAAAACAACGGUGAAGCUUAAAAUCGACGAAGCUCUCUCUCACAAAACGAUCUGCCCAGAUAUUUUGAAGCCCAAAUCGUGGCUCAACCACCAGUGAGGAAGAACGGAAAUCUGAGAACAUCGGUCAACAAUGGAAAUCUGAGAAUAUCGGUCAACAACGGAAAUCGGGAUGGAUUCGGGUAUUCCAAGAGGCACAUCAUUCACUGAUCUUAUAGAAGAUAGCUUUAAUGAUUAUAUGUCUGGAUCUUCACAUAUUAGUGAUGAAGACAGUGUUCCACAAGCUCAAACAUUCAGCCAAAUGUCUCCACCCCAAGUUGAAUCCACAACCAAGAAAUCACAACGUGGCAUCAACUUCUCCAUAGAAGAAGACAUCCUUCUUGUGUCUGCCUUUCUUAAUGUCAACCAAGAUGUAGUGAAAAGUAAUAACCAAAAACGCGAAACAUAUUGGACGAGAAUUUGGGAGUACUACCACAAGUGGAAGACCUUCACUUCUGAGCGAACGGCGGGUUCUCUUAUGAACCGAUGGUCAACGAUUCAACUUUCCACCAAUAAGUUUUGUGGGUUUUUGUCACAAAUUGAAUCGAAGAAUGAAAGUGGUAAGACUAAAGAAGACAAGCUUGUUGCAGCAAGAAACCUUUAUAAUGCAAUCUAGGGCACCAAAUUUCAGUAUGAGCAUUGUUGGAAUUUGUUAAAGCACUCACCAAAAUGGCUGGUUAUUGUUAACAAUCAACAACCAAAAAAAAUGAAAAAAAGGAGAUUUGAGCCAUCUUCACCUUCUAAUUUGGAGUUUGAACAUUUAGAGGAUGAUGAUGCUCUACAAGUUCCGAUUGUAAACUUGGAGAGACCACCAGGGGUGAAAGCUGAAAAAGAAAGAUUGAAGAAACAAAAAUGCAAAGAAGGUACGACUUCUCACAUAGAAGAUGUAUUGAAUGUUAUGAUGGAAGAAAAAAGAAAAAUGAAUGAGAUGAAAAUGGCUUGUAUUGAGAAAGGACGUCUUGCAGACCAUGAGCAGGAGAUGGCUCGAAUUCUUCUUGAGGAUAAAAAACUUGAAACGGAAAAAAUGAAAAUAGAAUUGGCUAUGAAAAAUUUGAAAGAGGCAAAUGUAAUGGAAAAAAUGAGAUUGAAUAGAUUGAAGGAGGACAAUGAAAUGGAGAAAAUUAGAAUGAAACAAGUGAAGGAGGAAACAGAGAUUAUGAUGAUGGAUGUAAGUACGUUGUCUUCAAUGCAGCAAGAAUAUAUUCAUCAGCGCCAAAUGGAGAUCCUUGAAAAACGAAGGUCUAGUCAUUAGACUACUAUAUUCAUCAAUGCUCUUGUUUUGUAUGAUUAAGAGAGCGCUUAAAACUUUUUUUUUUUUUGUUACAAUAUGAUUCUACUGACUAAGGAUACAUGUUGGGUCACUCACUUUUUUUUGUUGCAAUGUGAUCCUACUGUACUAUAUACAUGUAUCCAAGAUGAUGUUCAACUUUACAGCUAAUUUUCAUUAGCUUUUAAAAUGUAAAACUUCUUUUGUAUCAGUAGCUUGCUACAAUGAAACAGGCAGGUUUAGUAUUUAGUGUUAACUGUGAAAUGUCAAA
Molecule: messenger RNA, 1859 nt
Organism: Quercus robur (English oak)
Lineage: Eukaryota; Viridiplantae; Streptophyta; Magnoliopsida; Fagales; Fagaceae
Product: glutathione S-transferase T3-like
Exons: 3
Coding region: 455-937 (160 amino acids)
Source: RefSeq, a predicted model, not a curated record